This is a messenger RNA of Malaya genurostris, 510 nucleotides long. RefSeq lists its product as uncharacterized. Lineage: Eukaryota; Metazoa; Arthropoda; Insecta; Diptera; Culicidae. The record is from RefSeq and is a predicted model, not a curated record. Gene Ontology annotation, molecular function: RNA-DNA hybrid ribonuclease activity; nucleic acid binding. The coding region runs from base 1 to 510 and encodes 169 amino acids. The transcript has a single exon.
AUGGUACCAACCAGACCAACCAGACCAGAGGCGGUGAUCUUAUCCGAUUCCUUAGCAGUAAUCACUGCUCUGGAGACGGGAAGAUCCAGACACCCAUUUGUCCAGGCGAUCGAGGAAAACUGUGGCAGAAACGUCACAGUAUGCUGGAUUCCUGGAUAUAGCGGGAUCCCGGGUAACGAAGAGGCAGACUUACUCGCGGCUAUGGGCAGAAAAAGCCUUCGGAUUAGAUCCGCAGUCCCGUCAACCGACAUUCGAACUAAGCUCACGGAUAACUUCGUACGACACUGGCGAUCAUCCGGGGGCCUCCUGCUCAAGAUCAAGGGGGAUCUGUCCAAAUGGACAGAUCGCACCGACCGCCGGGAACAACGAGUCCUGUCACCGCUACGCACGGGUCACACACGUCUCACCCAUCAGCAUUACGUCUCGAGGCAUCCACCAACUAUGUGCUCCACCUGCAGCACUAUGGAGCACAUACUAGUCAACUGCCCGGAAUUGCACAACCUCCAGUAA